Molecule: messenger RNA, 1011 nt
Organism: Beauveria bassiana ARSEF 2860
Lineage: Eukaryota; Fungi; Ascomycota; Sordariomycetes; Hypocreales; Cordycipitaceae
Exons: 1
Coding region: 1-1011 (336 amino acids)
Source: RefSeq, a predicted model, not a curated record
AUGAUGGGCCGUCCAAUUGAAGAGAUCGUCUACGAUCAGCUCUUCCCCCAUCCCAAGUCCUCGGAGCCCCAAAACUUCCAGUCCUUCCUCCAGCGCUCCCUCAUCCCCGAGGUUCGUCAGGAAACGCAUUCCUUUUACGGCCACAUCGAUACACAAGAGGCCAAGUACCCAGGCCUCGACUACGUUCACCCUACACACCGCAUGCGUCUGAGCCGCUGGCCAUGGCACCGCCGCCUCUUCCGCGCCUUUGACGCCCUUGGCCUGACGCGCUUCGAGAUUGCCGGCCUGACCAAGUGGGAGGGCACCAAGUGGGCCAAGGAGAAGUUCGAAAAGGAGCAGGGCAUCGCUAUCCGCGAUACCACCGCCGAUGGCUUCCCGACUUGGGAGGAGCCCGCCGUCUGGGUGACUCCCUCCACCGAUAUUGACAUCGACGCCGCCUCCAGCCCGACCCUCAGCUCUAGCCCCUCCAGCAGCGGCAUGUCCACUCCGCCCUACCAGCCCGCCGAUGAGGAUGACGACGACGAAGACGAUGAAUCGAGCGAGGACGAGCUCGAGAGCGUCGGCGUUGAGCUCAACGCUCGCCUCCGCACCCAGGCCGCCCGUCGCGAUGCUGGCGACAGCUCCGCCGUCCUUGACGAGGCCUGGGAGGAGUGGCUUAAGACGGCCAUUGAGUCGGGCGAGCUCGCCAUUGUCACCGAGCAAAUGACCGAGUCCGCUGCCGGUAGUCGCACCGCGCCCCUGACCCGCACCGCCGCUCUCGUUCCCCACGGUAUGCUCGACCUCGCCCGCGGCGGCCAGUGGGACGAUAUCCCAGAGUUCCUCCAGCCCAUGCUCCGCGAGGUCAUCCGCGGCGAGACCUCGAUCUCUGCCCGCGGCGACCCCGCCCGUUUUCGGGCGACUACCCCUAAUGCCCUGAGCCGCCAGCUGAGGGCGGCCACCCCGCGCUCCGCCAUGGGCUGGAACUUUGGCGGCCAGGUGAAUGCCACUCGCACAGUCAAUCCUAGUGCUUAA